Eupeodes corollae is the source of this 1006-nucleotide messenger RNA. RefSeq lists its product as uncharacterized. Lineage: Eukaryota; Metazoa; Arthropoda; Insecta; Diptera; Syrphidae. The transcript has 4 exons. The coding region runs from base 392 to 712 and encodes 106 amino acids. The record is from RefSeq and is a predicted model, not a curated record.
AAUAAAUUCAUUUUGCAUUCCACUGUCUAGCUAUUCGCACCGAUUGUUGCUUUAUAGUCUAUAGUAUUUGUUUCCUCUCCCUAUACCAUAUAAUACAUGAGAGUCAAGGCGGUUUAAACAAAUACAAAAAAUAAUAAUUAAAUUAGUUUCAGUAAUUUUAUAAACGAAAACAAAAUUUAUUGAAAUUAUUAAAAUUUAAUAAAUAGUUUAAAAAAAAGUGGUAAUUAUAAAUUUUACUGACGACGGGAAGUGCAAAUUGUUUCCAAGUUUUUUGUGAAAAAAAAGUGUUGCAUUUUAUAUUUUAUGCUUAAUUAAGCCUAAAGUGUAUUUAAUUCAAAAAUAAAAGGAUACACCUUAUCACGCAGUUAAAACUUCAAUAAUAGUUAUCAACAUGAAUUUCCUUGCCGUAUUCUUUGCCAUCUGCAUGUCAAUCUCUCUUGUUUCUGGACAAUUUUUCGGUGGUUUCGACCGAAGAUUUUCACUGAACGCAAUUCCAAAUGAUUUCAGUGGUAAUGGAAUCAGAGACGCAAGACAAGACAGAGGACCAGUUGUGUUCCCUCCACCUCCCCGUGAUGGUCCAAUGGAAUCCAGUGGUGUUGUUGUAGGUGCAUCAGGUUUUGGUUUCGUGCCACCUUCCCAAAGUCAAUACUAUGAAACACCAUCACAACCAUCGUUAGAUUACUUCAACAGUCAAUUUUUCCGAUACUUCUAAGUCAUUAUCUUUUAUAUCUAAAUAAUUAUGUAUGUUGAUUAGUUAUUAAGUUAUUGAAUAAAACAAAAAUUUAGUUAAAUUAACCAACCUCUGUACAUAUAAAACGUAUAACAAGUAUUCUAGUGUUAUUUUCCUAUAUAAUUGGUUGUAUCUUAAAAAAAAAAUUAAAGAAUUUAAAAAAUGUUAACGUAACGCAAGGUAGCGCAUACUCGAAUAUGUUUAGUACGCUUGCUCAAAGUCCAAUUUAAUUUAAAUAAUAAAAAGAAAAAAAAACAUGUACAUAUAGAAGCUUAA